Messenger RNA from Trichomonas vaginalis G3, 607 nucleotides. Its product is annotated as organellar and viral DNA polymerase type B. Lineage: Eukaryota; Parabasalia; Trichomonadida; Trichomonadidae. The annotation marks the transcript as partial. The transcript has a single exon. The record is from RefSeq and is a predicted model, not a curated record.
AUGUUAGCAACAACAGCACCAAACUCGUUAGUCAUGAACCCAACUUCAAUGUUAGUAGAGAUGAAAAGCUUCAUUCCUUCUUCAUAUACUUUCGAAACAAAAAUCCAGAAGAUAAAGCAAGAACUUUUAACAAGUACUUUGGACUGUUGUGCGAAAGAUGAAACAAAUGAACAGUAUCUUUAUGACAUGCAGGACCUCAUCGACCAUUUACCCAAAUUGCCUGAAAUCCAGCAACAAAAGCUUACUAUUCCAGAAUUCGAUGAAAUAGAAGUCAAAGCAACUGACUCAGUAGAAAUAAAGAAGUUCAUACGAAAGGUUAACUAUGAGUUUCUUGGAUUUCAUUGCAACCACAAAGUCAUGGACAAAGAUUGCGAUAUGGUAUAUAAGAACAUCUCUGACAUAUACAAAUCUGGGGAGUUUAAGACCUACGACAACUUUGUUUCGUUAGUUGCAAAAUGUGUAUGGCAGAUAAGAGAUAAAGAUAGAAGAGGUAAGAUAUGGAAUGAACAGAUAAAACCCGCAACUUUUGAGUUAAAGAGAGCAAUUGACGCCUUAGUCAUACUAGCAGGUAAGAUUUCAAUGUACAAUGCUAAAAUGAACCCACAAU